Striga hermonthica is the source of this 1314-nucleotide messenger RNA. NCBI's taxonomy places the organism in Eukaryota, Viridiplantae, Streptophyta, Magnoliopsida, Lamiales, Orobanchaceae. The record is from the annotation of a GenBank genome assembly.
AUGGAAGAGGAAAAUUACGGUUCUAGUGUGCCUUUUAUGGAGUUGCAGUCAGAUUUGAAGGCAUUUCUGUCGGAUAAAGUCGUAAAAAAGGAUUUCGUGGGGUUUACAAAUGGUGCAUUUAAAAGUGGUGAUGGGGAUUUGGGUUAUGUGGAUAUAAAAGUCGAUUGGAAUGUGAAAUAUGAUGAAAAUCAGUUUGCUGAUACGGCUGGUAAUGGGAAUGAACAUAAAUCGGGUUUGGAUUUUAUUAGCAGGAAAAGAAAGCGCGAAUGCUAUUUGAGCAUGCUAAGUUGGAUCCGUGAAGUCGCGAAAGAUCCCUGUGAUUUUGCUGUUGAGCCAAUGCCCGAAAGGCACAAGUGGAAGUGUUAUGGGGCAGAGAUACCAUGGAAAAAGAUUCUACUGGCACGUGAAGCUAUGCUUUUGAAAAAGAAUGUUGAUGCAAGCUCUCAACAAUCAAUUUGGCAGAGGAAACAAAAGAUGCAUCCAAGCAUGUAUGAAGACGACCAAUGCAACUCCGAACGACAAAGAUGCAGUCAAAGGCUACUGUUUGCAAAAGAUCCGUCUCAAAAGCCACGCGAACGCCUUUUUCAAGAAUCGAGUUCUUCUGAUUUUCAAAGUGACGAGGAUAAAGCCGAUAGGCUUUUCGAUUCAACAGCUGAGUCCACUAAUUUUUGCGCAAAUCAACGCCGACAGAAAAGAAUUCCCAUUGGUCCAAAUUCUCAAGCGGAUAUACCCGAUUUUGUUGGUGAGGGUUAUUACAGAAGUGAUUCCCAAUGGUUAGGCACUAGAAUUUGGCCAUUUGAAAAAGGGGAACAAAGGAGCAGCUUAAUCGAAAGGGAUCCUAUUGGUAAGGGAAGACAACAAACGUGCGGCUGUGAAUAUCCGGGCUCAUUUGACUGCGUAAAAUUUCACGUGAGGGAGAAAAGGGUGAAACUAAAGCUCGAGUUGGGCUCUGCUUAUUCUAAAUGGAAAUUCGAUAACAUGGGUGAACUUGUUGCACUUUCUUGGACGAAAGAGGACGAAAGCACAUUUCAAAGAAUCGUGGACUCUAAUCGGUUAUCUUCUGAAAAAUAUUUUUGGGACGAGCUUUUCAAGUGCUUUCCUAAAAAGGGUCGUGAGGCGUUGGUGAGUUAUUACUACAAUGUUUUUGUUUUGAGGCGUCGAGGUUGUCAGAACCGGAGUGGGACGAGCGAGAUUGAUAGUGAUGAUGAGGACUCUGAAUUCGGGCCGAUCGGUAAUAGGUUUGGACAAAUUGCUGCAAACUCUCAAAGUUCGAUCUUUUGUUCUCCUAAGAAACCUCACUCCAAUGUCGUUUAA